UGCGGUCCUUCUUUGCGGCCGCGGACUCCCAGUGUCACUGCUCCCAUUCCCCCCUUGCCGGCCCCCUCCCCUCCCCCCUCCUGCCCUCCUCCCCCUUCCCUCGGAAGCGCUGAGUAAGCCUGGGGCCAGGAGGGUAGGGACUAGGCGCUGCAGGAGCGGAGCUGGGGGUAUGUCCGGAUCCAGCUACAAGUGCCCCGAAGCUGCAGCUGCCCCUGCGAGGAUUCAGGCUGGGGCUCGGCUGCUGCUCAGCUGGGAGAAGGAAAGCGGAAGACUUUCAAAGACUAGGUGGAUCAGAUGGCCAGUGACCAAUGUGCCAGGUAGCAUUCCAUGCCACCUUUGAAUGCCAACAGGAAUUCAUUGGAAAAGCAAACCAUCUUCAAAACUACAACUGAAUCACUUGGGGGUAACUUGGCAAAAAACAGAAGUCAUCAGUCCUAACUAUGGCAGCACCAAAGAGAACUUUGUACAUUUCCCCACCCGAUGGAGGGUGGGGUUGGAUGAUUGUGGCUGGCUGUUUCCUUGUCACCAUCUGCACCAGGGCAGUCACAAGAUGUAUCUCCAUUUUUUUUGUGGAAUUCCAGACAUAUUUUGCUCAGGAUUAUGCACAAACAGCAUGGAUCCAUUCCAUUGUAGACUGUGUCACCAUGCUUUGUGCGCCACUGGGGAGUGUUAUCAGUAACCACUUAUCCUGUCAAGUGGGAAUCAUGCUGGGUGGCUUGCUUGCCUCUACUGGUCUCAUCCUGAGUUCAUUUGCUACCAGCCUGAAGCACCUCUACCUCACUCUUGGAGUUCUUACAGGUCUUGGAUUUGCACUUUGCUAUUCUCCAGCCAUAGCCAUGGUGGGCAAGUAUUUUAACAAGAGGAGAGCCCUCGCAUAUGGCAUAGCAAUGUCAGGGAGUGGGAUUGGGACCUUUAUUUUGGCCCCUGUGGUUCAGCUUCUGAUUGAGCAGUUCUCCUGGCGGGGGGCAUUGCUUAUUCUUGGAGGUUUUGUUUUGAACCUCUGUGUUUGUGGUGCCUUGAUGCGUCCCAUCAACCUGAAGGAGGACCAUAAAAACCACUCGGAACAGGACCCUGUCUCCAAAAUGCCAAAAGAGGACUUACCGCCUUUGUCCCUCUGCUCACCUUUACUGAAAGAAUGUACUCAUCCCUGUUUGUGCUGCUCCUUGCAGCAAGAAUACCGCUUCUUAUUCAUAGCAGACUUUGUGGUGUUUGCCACAUCCAUCCUGUUUAUGGCUUAUGGCUGCAGCCCUCUCUUCGUGUACCUGGUGCCUUAUGCCCUGAGUGUUGGAGUGAGUCAUCAGCAAGCUGCAUUUCUCAUGUCCAUACUUGGCGUGAUUAACAUUGUUGGUAAUGUUACCUUUGGAUGGCUGACAGAUAGAAGAUGCCUGAAGAACUCCAGAUAUAUUUGCUACCUCUUUGCUGUGGGAUUAGAUGGUCUCUGUUACCUCUUCCUUCCAAUGCUCCAAAGCUUCCCCCUGCUUGUGCCUUUCUCUUGUACCUUUGGAUACUUUGAUGGUGCCUAUGUGACCCUGAUCCCCGUAGUGACAGCUGAAGUGGUGGGGACCACCUCCUUAUCAUCAGCUCUUGGUGUGGUCUACUUCCUCCAUGCAAUCCCAUACCUAGUGAGCCCACCCAUUGCAGGAUGGCUGGUUGACACCACUGGCAACUACACCGCAGCUUUCCUUCUCUGUGGAUUUUCAAUGAUUUUCAGUUCUAUAUUACUUAGCUUUGCUAGACUUCUAAAAAAGAUGAAAACAUCCCAGGUGCAGUCUCUUGACAAAGAUCCUGGCCCCAAACUUCAGCUUUGGCCUAAUGGGACGGUAGCUUAUUCUGUAGCAGGAGAACUAGACCAGAAAGAUGGGGACUUGAGGACCACUGGAGCACCCAGUUACAACACAUGACCAAUAUCCAUAAGCCUGGAAACGUUCAGAAGCAUGAGAACUGGGGCCACAGAGUAGAUUCACCCUCUGCCUGAAACAUGAUCUCUCAAGUGAAUGAUUGUUAUAUUUUUAUAGGAGGAAAAAGAUAACCGAUAAAAAAUGCAAAUGACAAAGGAAAACUGGACCCAUCUGGUGUUUUUCCUCUCAUUCCUAAUCUGUGCUGGUCAAUUC
Molecule: messenger RNA, 2111 nt
Organism: Dromiciops gliroides (monito del monte)
Lineage: Eukaryota; Metazoa; Chordata; Mammalia; Microbiotheria; Microbiotheriidae
Gene: SLC16A12
Product: solute carrier family 16 member 12
Exons: 8
Coding region: 441-1901 (486 amino acids)
Biological process (GO): transmembrane transport; monocarboxylic acid transport
Molecular function (GO): monocarboxylic acid transmembrane transporter activity
Source: RefSeq, a predicted model, not a curated record